This is a messenger RNA of Saccharomyces mikatae IFO 1815, 459 nucleotides long. It is a transcript of the gene RPL26A, whose product is annotated as 60S ribosomal uL24 domain-containing protein. The transcript has a single exon. Gene Ontology annotation, molecular function: structural constituent of ribosome; RNA binding. Lineage: Eukaryota; Fungi; Ascomycota; Saccharomycetes; Saccharomycetales; Saccharomycetaceae. Gene Ontology annotation, cellular component: ribosome; cytosolic large ribosomal subunit. The coding region runs from base 1 to 459 and encodes 152 amino acids. The record is from RefSeq and is a predicted model, not a curated record. Gene Ontology annotation, biological process: ribosomal large subunit biogenesis; cytoplasmic translation.
AUGAUAUUGUUUACCGUUCAGAAGUUUUCUGCCUACAAUCUAACUGCUGGGAUUAUUGAAGUUGCCACAGUACUAACACUUUUCAUUUUUUCAGACGUUUCCUCCGACAGAAGAAAAGCUAGAAAGGCUUAUUUCACCGCCCCAUCCUCCGAACGUCGUGUUUUGUUAUCUGCUCCAUUAUCUAAGGAGUUGAGAGCUCAAUACGGUAUCAAAGCUUUGCCAAUUAGAAGAGAUGACGAAGUCUUAGUCGUUCGUGGUUCCAAGAAGGGCCAAGAAGGUAAGAUCUCCUCCGUUUACAGAUUGAAGUUUGCCGUUCAGGUUGAUAAGGUUACUAAGGAGAAGGUUAAUGGUGCUUCCGUUCCAAUUAAUUUACAUCCAUCAAAGCUUGUUAUUACGAAGUUACAUUUGGACAAGGACAGAAAGGCUUUGAUCCAAAGAAAAGGCGGUAAGUUGGAAUAA